Molecule: messenger RNA, 2336 nt
Organism: Perca fluviatilis (European perch)
Lineage: Eukaryota; Metazoa; Chordata; Actinopteri; Perciformes; Percidae
Gene: tdh2
Product: L-threonine dehydrogenase 2
Exons: 9
Coding region: 444-1574 (376 amino acids)
Biological process (GO): L-threonine catabolic process
Molecular function (GO): L-threonine 3-dehydrogenase activity
Source: RefSeq, a predicted model, not a curated record
CAUAUAUUCCCCAUGGAUUUUAUGAAUAGAAGAAGGUUUUAUAACUGACACACCUCCCAGUCCUGUUAACCUCAGCUAAACUCACUUCACAAUACAAAUCCCUGUACACUGCAAGUCCGCAUGUUUGCACACACGGAGCUUUGCAAGCUGGAGACUGUAGUCCUGUUUAAUCAAGAGCCGCGAGUGUACAAUGUGGACAAGAACCACAUAGCCCAGCAAGACUUUCUACAUCUGCUUAUUUUUCCAGUGGUUACUGGGUGAACUGAAACAUUGACCAGUUGGAUGGUAAUCUUUUAAUUCUGACACUUAAAUGCCUCUUAUCAGCUCUUAUUUGGUAGGAAUAGUUUUGGGUUUACUAACCUAAGUUGCAUCGGCUGGUUUUGGACCAAGAAUCAUCUGUCUGGGAUUUCUGAUUUUGUCAGCUCACAGGACUGCUACUGGACAUGCAACCGGGGGUCUGUGUGCCCAUUGCGGCUGCGCUGGGCCUGUUUUGCCGAGGUUGUCUCAGCAGGGCGCGGAGUUUGCCCGGUCGCAGCAUCAGCUGUUUGCCUAGGCAGAUGAGCAGGUGGAACAGCCGUGAGACCUGCAGCCCUCCACCUCCUCAGGAAAACCCCCGUGUCCUCAUCACGGGUGGUCUUGGGCAGUUAGGUGUGGGACUGGCACAGUUACUGAGGAAACAGUACGGAACAGAGAAUGUAAUCCUGUCAGACAUUAAGAAGCCUCCACCUGACGUUUUCAGCAGUGGCCCAUUUGUAUAUGCUGAUGUGUUGGACUACAAACAUCUCCGAGAACUGAUUGUAAAUUAUCGUGUCACUUGGCUGAUCCACUACAGUGCUCUGCUAAGUGCUGUUGGCGAAGCUAAUGUGGCUUUGGCACGCAAGAUCAACAUCACAGGUCUUCAUAAUGUGCUGGACUUGGCCCUAGAGAACUGCCUGCGCCUCUUUGUCCCCAGCACCAUUGGAGCAUUUGGUCCCUCUUCUCCACGUGAUCCGGCCCCUGACCUCUGUGUCCAAAGACCUCGAACCAUUUACGGCGUGUCCAAAGUGCAUGGAGAACUGAUGGGGGAGUAUCUCCAUCAUAAAUAUGGUCUGGACUUCCGCUGCCUACGUUACCCAGGUGUGAUAUCAGUCAACACACCUCCGGGAGGAGGAACAACAGACUAUGCAGUUCAGAUCUUCCACGAUGCUCUCAGCACAGGUCACCAUGAGUGCUACCUGCGUCCUGACACCCGCCUUCCCAUGAUGCAUAUCUCUGACUGCCACCGUGCCACUGUAGAGUUCAUGCAGGCUCCAGAGUGCCAGCUGUCUCUGCGUACCUACAACAUCGCCGCCAUGAGCUUCACUCCAGAAGAGGUGGCCCAAGAAAUCCGCAAGCAUCUCCCUCACCUCAAAGUCACCUACAAUCCUGACUCUGUCCGCCAGACCAUCGCAGACAGCUGGCCUGUGAGGUUUGAUGACUCCAAUGCCAGGAAAGAUUGGGGCUGGGCACCAGUCUUCGGGCUCGACGGACUGGUGUCAGACAUGCUGCGCUCCAUUCGAGACAAGAGGAAAAGCGAGGGUUUGCCAGUCAGCUAGCAAAACCUGCUCCGCAAAGACAGACCAAUGCCCUACCCCUGACUUUCCUUUAGGCUGCAUUUACCCACACUUCCUUUUCCUUCACUUUCACAUGUUGUCAACCAGUAUCCUCCGUUACUCUGGAACAGAUGCUCUCAAUAUACAGUGGACAGUGAGAUGUCAUACACAUGCACUCAAACACACACAUUUCAGUCUUUUUUAGGGAAUAAUAUACUGUCAAACCUUCCCUCCAUCUUUGUUGUUUUUAAUCGUUAUCAUGGUAUAAGCAUCACUUUACACACGUUGCCUCAGACAGAACAGAAAAAGAUUUCCAAAUGCCAUGUUAAUCACAUCAAUGGACACAACGUUACAAUGUCUAUGAAAAUGUCUAAUACAAUAUGGACCAGUUGCACACUUAGAGUAACACAUUUGUUGGACACUUUGAUUCCAGGAUCAUCAGGAAUGGCUGGCUAAGUUAACUCUGGACUGUAAUGACUUACUACGGAUUCUGGCUGUUUUUAAAGGCAGUGUUUUCUAAUAUAGUCUAUCAAGUGAAUAUCACACACUGUAUACAAUCCCACUACCCUUGCUGUGGCAUCUAACAAGAAGCCUUUAUUUUUGCCUCUUUUUUUUUGCCAGAAGUGUUAUUUUAAAUUAUGAUUGAGCACCAAUAUCAAAUUAAGCCUUAUUUACUGUAGUGUACUUUGGAAAGCAAUGUAUAAAAAUGCAGUGUAUUUUAAAUCAGACCUUGAAUAAUAAUUAAAAAAAAAGGAUUUACCCAAA